Messenger RNA from Phytophthora sojae, 903 nucleotides. RefSeq lists its product as hypothetical. The transcript has 5 exons. Bases 1 to 903 code for a protein of 300 amino acids. Lineage: Eukaryota; Oomycota; Peronosporomycetes; Peronosporales; Peronosporaceae. The record is from RefSeq and is a predicted model, not a curated record.
AUGGACGUGGAGUACCAGGACCUGUGCGACCCGUACAUGCUGGAGCAGGACGAGGAGAUCUUCUACGGCUUCUGGGGCAGCUGCACCAACUCGUACCGAGACACCAAGCACCACCGAGGGUAUCAGAUUCUACGCAAGUGGAGAGACGCCAUUCGAGUCAAGGGAAGCGCCAACAGCGGCAGCAGUGCAGACGAGAAACGUUCAAGUUUCCGAGCGGCUUUCGACCGGCUGAAGCAGUGUGAAGCUUUACCGGCCGGGGUCACGGCGGAUUCCGUGACCAACGACCCGUUCUUCGUCUACACGUCCAAUGUGGACUCGCACUUCCGUCGCGACUUCGACAGCAAGGAGGUGUACGAGCUGCACGGAAGUGUCGAGACGUGGCAGUGUGCGGGGGAUGUCGAGACGGGUGCGAGGGAGCCGUGCAAGAAGAUCUGGAAGCUGUGUGCGGAGUUCCGCUUUGACCUGGAUUUGGCGACCAUGAGGGCGCCUGGAGCUGAAGCCACGACGUGUCCGGAAUGCGGAGGCAAAGGGCGCCCGAACGUGCUCAUGUUCCACGACAGACAGUGGAUCGCGAACACGGCAGAAGAGAACGGCUACAUUGCGUGGGAAUCGGUGAUGGAGGUGAUGCUACAAGAAGACCCGGCUCUUAAUUUGGUUGUUCUAGAGAUUGGCUGUGGAACGCGGGUGCCGUCCGUGCGACGAGAGACCGAAAUGGUUGUAGCUGACGUGAUUGAAGCGUGUGGGCGCCCACAGGCGACGCUGAUCCGAGUCAAUCCGGACAUUCCGACUUGUGAUAAUCCUAUGAUUGUCGCGAACGACCGCUUCGUCCCUAUCCGUUCCAGAGGCUUAGAGGCUCUCGAAGGCAUUGAUCAGGAGCUCACAAACCUUCGCCAGAAAGUUUAG